AGAGAUCCUGACGCGCCUUUUGAUCCCUCCUUUGCGACCAGACACGUCCCAGCGGCGCCCGCCCGAGAGAGGCCAACGGCUGCAGCCGGCGCGCCGGACCCGGCGGGAGAACCCGGGCGUGGUCAGGAAACGCGUCAGCCGGGCGUCCCCACUUGUGCGGCUCAGGGUCUGAAUGUCGGGGGGCCUGUUGGUGCCAGGUGCUCGUUGGGACGCCGGAUGGCCCCUGUCCGCACUGAGCGGGGGCCGCGAAAACCAGCAAGAAACACCCCCUCCCCCCACCAGGUGAAUGGGGGCUGGGACCUCCUUCCCUCAACAAUGACUGCCCCGGGCUCCUGGGUCUCCUUCUGGACGCCCCUCACGCUGACCGUCUGCCUGCUGUUCAUCGUGAUCCUCUUCAGCUCCAUCUACUUAAGCAUCUGGAUCCCCACCGUGGAGUGGGGGCUCCCCACCCCAAAUGCCAUGGAGCGGGGCGUGUGGACCGUGAACACCAAAGGGCGGCUGGGGAACCAGAUGGGGGAAUAUGCCACCCUCUACGCCCUGGCCAAGAUGAACGGGCGCCAGCCCUACAUCCUCCCGGAGAUGCACCAGCAUCUGGCGCCGCUCUUCCGCAUCAGCCUGCCCGUGAUCUCCAGAUUCAGGGCUUGGGGGAUCCCGUGGAAGGACAAUGAGCUCCAUGACUGGAUGUCGGAGGAGUACAGGCACAUCGAGGGGAAAUACGUCCGGCUGACGGGCUACCCCUGCUCCUGGACCUUCUACCACCACCUCCGGCAGGAGAUCCUCCAGGAAUUCACCUUCCAUGACCACGUCAAGGAGGAGGCCAACCGGUACCUGACCAGGCUGCGCGGGCAGUGCCGGAACGUGACCUACGUGGAUGUCCAUGUCCGGAGGGGGGACUUCGUCCCCGUGAUGGCCGAGCGCUGGAAGGGGGUGGUGGCAGACAAGGCCUACCUGGAGAAGGCCAUGGGCUACUUCCGGGCCAAGUACCAGGAGCCGGUGUUCAUGGUGACCAGCAACGGGAUGGAGUGGUGCCGGGAGAACAUCGACGCCUCGCGGGGAGACGUGUAUUUCUCGGGGGACAGGAAGAAGUCCUCGCCGGGGAGGGAUUUCACUCUGUUGGCUCAUUGUAACCACACGAUCAUGACCAUCGGGACCUUUGGCAUCUGGGCCGGCUACCUGGCUGGGGGGGAGACCGUCUACUUGGCCAACUACAUGCUCCCCGAUUCCCCUUUCCUCGAGAUCUUCAAGCCUGCAGCCGCCUUCCUGCCCGAGUGGAUCGGGAUCAACGCCGAUCUCUCCCCGCUGCGGAGUGGAAUGACUUGCUAAAGGAGCUCAUCCGAUGGCCACAGGAUCCACCUGCCAGGACUCCGGUCGGCCAAGGAGUGGGCACCUGGGAACCCUGGCUGGUUCGGGCUGCGCUGGGGAGAUAGGGGGAGAUUGGAGCUGGGCUGAUGGGGUUCAGAGCCCCAUUGUGACAGAGCAGGGGGGUGGGGCGGAUUGACCUGGGGAUGUCGCAGGGGAGUUUCACUGGGACUGUCUGCAUGGGGGAUGGAUGCCAGUGGGUAGCUUCACUUGAGGGACAAUACCUGAGCCGGGAGGGGGGCUGGGGCCAGGUGACACCUUUCCCCGGGAAGCUGGACAAAGGCUGGAG
This is a messenger RNA of Dermochelys coriacea (leatherback sea turtle), 1648 nucleotides long. RefSeq names its product galactoside alpha-(1,2)-fucosyltransferase 2-like. The record is from RefSeq and is a predicted model, not a curated record. The transcript is spliced from 2 exons. NCBI's taxonomy places the organism in Eukaryota, Metazoa, Chordata, Testudines, Dermochelyidae. Gene Ontology annotation, cellular component: membrane. Gene Ontology annotation, biological process: carbohydrate metabolic process. Bases 217 to 1323 code for a protein of 368 amino acids. Gene Ontology annotation, molecular function: galactoside 2-alpha-L-fucosyltransferase activity.